CUUGCACUCAACAUUUCCGUUUACUUUCUCCAAGUCCUCAUCGGAAUAUCAUUACUGCACGCGGGACAGAAGUUCUAUCAGACAUUGACCACAGGCCUACCUAUCAGCGUAGUCAACGCAUUAGUUCGCAAUCAUUCGUAUCAUGCCCCGCGAGACUGAGUACUAUGAGCUCUUGGGCGUGUCAGUCGAUAUCGACAAUGCCGCCGAGCUCAAGAAAGCCUACAGGAAGCAGGCGAUGAUAUGGCACCCGGAUAAGAACUCUUCGCCCCAGGCGAGCGAGAUGUUUCAGAAGAUGAGCAGGGCGUAUGAGGUCUUGAGUGAUCCUCAACUCAAGACGAUAUACGACAAGGAAGGCGAGAAGGGGCUGCAACCGACUGCCACAGGGGAGGGCGUCCCGGACCCCAUGGAGUUCUUUGCCCAGAUCUUCGGUGGGGAUGCAUUUGGCGACUAUGUGGGGGAGAUCUCUCUCAUUAAGGACAUGUCCGAUAUGGCAGGCGUCAUCAUCGAGGAUGAGGAAGGCGAGCCUGCGGGUGGCACACCGCCCGCAUCAGGCACUGCCUCUCCUGCGGGGGCGACAGCAGGCACUUCGACACCCAUCUUCGUCACCACUCCUUGGGGGGAAACGACUCCCGCCCCACCUGCCCCCGAAGCCCCCUCUGCGGCCGAACCUUCACAAGCACCGACGCUCUCUCACCAAAGCAGUAUCGCCUCUUCCUCGAUGCUGCGUAUCGACGACAGCACGGGUCGAUCGUCCAAGGCGAGCAGUGUGAGCGAACGGCGUAAAGAGGAGAAAUCUGCUGCCCGGGCGAAGAAGAACAAGCUCACGCAGGAGCAGCGAGAGAAGCUGCAGGAGAUCGAGGCCAAACGCGCUGCGGCGAUGGAGGCGCGUAUCAAAGACCUUACGGAGAAGCUCAAAAAGAGGCUUGAGCCGUUCGUUGAAGCGAAGCACCCUGGAGAAAAGGGCGAUGUGGAUACCGAGGCGUUUGAGAAGAAGAUGAGGGCCGAGGCGGAGGAGCUCAAGUUUGAGAGCUUUGGCCUGGAGCUUCUACACACAAUCGGAGACAUCUACGCUAUCAAGGCAACAUCUGCCCUCAGGGCGCGCAAGUUCCUAGGCAUUCCGGGGUUCUUCUCCCGCAUGAAGGAGCGUGGCUCUUUCAUCAAGGAGGGUCUCGGUGUGCUAAGCAGCGCGAUAUCCGUGCAGGCAACUAUGCAGGAGAUGGAGCGCAUGUCCGAGAAAGGCGAGAUCCCUGAGGAACACCUUGCCAUCCUCGAAAAGGACAUGACGAGCAAGAUCCUGCUCGCUUCCUGGCGGGGAACGCGAUUUGAGGUCGUCCAGGUCCUGCGUGAAGUGUGCGAUCGUGUACUCAAGGAGAAGGGAGUGUCGGAUCAGGUACUGCUCAAUAGGGCCAGGGGCCUUUUCUACCUGGGCGCGAUAUUCAAGAGUACCAAGGCGGACGAGUCGGACGAGGAGCGCAGAGAGCUCGAGCGGCUCGUCGCUGAGGCUGCACAGUCAAAGAGCAAGAAGAGGAAAGAUGCCAAGGCCGCCGCUGCGGCUGCAGCUCAUGCUCAUGCCCACACCAACACCCACACCCACGCCAAGGCGUAG
Dacryopinax primogenitus is the source of this 1606-nucleotide messenger RNA. RefSeq names its product DnaJ-domain-containing protein. The coding region runs from base 143 to 1606 and encodes 487 amino acids. The transcript has 6 exons. Gene Ontology annotation, biological process: protein import into peroxisome matrix. The record is from RefSeq and is a predicted model, not a curated record. NCBI's taxonomy places the organism in Eukaryota, Fungi, Basidiomycota, Dacrymycetes, Dacrymycetales, Dacrymycetaceae. Gene Ontology annotation, cellular component: cytosol.